Paecilomyces variotii is the source of this 1359-nucleotide messenger RNA. RefSeq lists its product as hypothetical. Gene Ontology annotation, molecular function: oxidoreductase activity, acting on the CH-OH group of donors, NAD or NADP as acceptor. Gene Ontology annotation, cellular component: cytoplasm. The record is from RefSeq and is a predicted model, not a curated record. The transcript is spliced from 3 exons. The coding region runs from base 242 to 1177 and encodes 311 amino acids. NCBI's taxonomy places the organism in Eukaryota, Fungi, Ascomycota, Eurotiomycetes, Eurotiales, Thermoascaceae.
AUUCAGAAAGGGUAAAUCCAUGAUGGAUCCGCUCAAACGGACCAUAUGACUAGGGGAAAAGUGUGAACAGUUCCUUUGUGUGAGACACCGACCCCUCUUAUAUGUUCUCUCAUCGGACCAGCUUUCUUUUGGUUUCUUAAUCACUACUCAGUUUGAUUGAUAUACCUCCCUCCUCAGCUCUACUCUAUUGAAUCCUUUCUAUUUUGAUUUAUCAAAGAACACCCUUUAUUAUCAAAACAAAAUGGCUUCGUGGGAUGUAAAAGGGAAGUUCGCUAUUGUUACCGGUGCCGGCAGUGGCAUUAAUCAUGCAUUUGCUGAGCAACUGCUUAAUGCUGGUUGCUCUGUGAUAUUUGCUGAUAUUACACUACGCCCCGAAGCUGAAGCGACAAUCUCCAAGUUUCCUCACCCUGCAAAGGAUGGAAACCCCUCCGCUGUGUUUCACCGAAUGGACCAGUCCGAUUGGUCCCAGAUCGCUGCUACAUGGGAUUUUGCCUUGCAGACAUUCGGUAGAGUUGAUCUGCUUUGUCCUGGCGCUGGUAUUUGGGAGCCUCCGUCGAGCGCCUUUUGGAACCCCCCUGGCAUUUCACCUCUCUCCAAAGACAACCCCAACAGUGCACCUGGUUCCUACCAUAUUCUGGCUGUCAACCUCAUGGGUCCUGUUCGAUUUGCCCAGAUCGCUAUCGACUACUGGCUGAAGAACAAGAUUGCAGGUAACCUGCUCCUGGUUGCUUCUCAGAGCGCGUAUUUACCAACUAUCGGAACACCUCUGUACAAUACAAGCAAGGGAGGCCUUACGACUUUCACUUUGAGUCUAGCGCAGAUGAAGGCUCGUCUCAACAUUCGAGUUGCUUGCAUGUGCCCAUCUACUACCUUCACUCCUGCUGUUUUGCAGGAAUACUGCAAGGACAAGGUCCGGGAGAUUGAUAUGAACAUGACAGCCACUGAAUGCGCAGAGGUAAUGCUGCGUAUAGUCACUGAGGCCCAGUAUGGUGAUGGAAACGUGGUGGAGGCUAUGCAAUUUGGAACCAAAGAGAAAUCCGAAGUCAGAGUACGCAAUGUGCCGUAUCAAUUGUUGUUACCAGAAAUCGACUUCAGUGGGGAGUUCUCUGGUAAAAAUAUCCUGGCUGAGGAGGAAAAGCUAUGGAAGAGAUUGGAGACCAAUGGUAUGGGUCCUUGAUGGUCGAAGGUUCGGCAUCAGGGGCUGCUUGUAGGUGUUAGAGAUCAAAUCUUCUACAAUCUGAAGCCUUUAGUAUCCCCGACUCCAGUUACUCUGUAUAAGUCAAAGAAAAUAACAUGUCUGCUAUCUGCAUAUAAACUAGCUGCUGCCAUUAAUUGCAGAGCUUGAAACGGAAAGAGCCC